Sorex fumeus (smoky shrew) is the source of this 2420-nucleotide messenger RNA. It is a transcript of the gene NUBPL, whose product is annotated as NUBP iron-sulfur cluster assembly factor, mitochondrial. Gene Ontology annotation, cellular component: mitochondrion. Bases 5 to 955 code for a protein of 316 amino acids. Gene Ontology annotation, biological process: mitochondrial respiratory chain complex I assembly; iron-sulfur cluster assembly. The record is from RefSeq and is a predicted model, not a curated record. Lineage: Eukaryota; Metazoa; Chordata; Mammalia; Eulipotyphla; Soricidae. The transcript is spliced from 11 exons. Gene Ontology annotation, molecular function: ATP binding; 4 iron, 4 sulfur cluster binding; ATP-dependent FeS chaperone activity.
CGCCAUGGGGUCUUGGAAGCAUGUGUUGCUUUGGGGUGGUAUGUUGCUUCGGGGUGGUGGCCGGGCCGCUGCUGCUCUUGGGAGAAGCCGAGUGUUGGUCUGUCGGCGCCAGUUAUCUGGUCCUGAGAGUGAAACCCUAAAACGAAGAACACAAAUCAUGUCCCGAGGACUUCCAAAGCAGAAACCAAUAGAAGGCGUUAAGCAAAUUAUAGUUGUGGCUUCUGGAAAGGGUGGAGUUGGAAAGUCUACUACUGCAGUAAACCUUGCACUUGCACUUGCAGCGAAUGAUUUGUCAAAGGCCAUUGGCUUGUUAGAUGUGGAUGUGUAUGGCCCAUCAAUACCAAAGAUGAUGAAUUUGAAGGGAAGUCCAGAAUUAUCACAGAGGAACCUCAUGAGACCUCUUUUAAAUUAUGGUAUUGCCUGUAUGUCUAUGGGCUUCUUGAUUGAAGAGAAUGCACCAGUUGUUUGGAGAGGCCUUAUGGUAAUGUCAGCUGUUGAGAAAUUGCUGAGACAGGUCGACUGGGGGCAGCUGGAUUAUUUAGUUGUUGACAUGCCACCAGGAACUGGAGAUGUGCAGUUAUCAGUCUCACAGAAUGUUCCCAUUGCAGGAGCUGUGAUUGUCUCUACACCCCAAGACAUUGCAUUGAUGGAUGCACGCAAAGGUGCUGAGAUGUUUCGGAAAGUCCACGUGCCUGUUUUGGGCCUUGUCCAAAAUAUGAGCGUUUUCCAGUGCCCAAAAUGUCAACACAAAACUCAUAUUUUUGGUGCUGAUGGUGCAAGAAAACUAGCACAGACCCUUGAUCUUGAUGUUCUGGGAGACAUUCCAUUACAUCUUAAUAUAAGGGAAGCUUCGGAUGUAGGCCAGCCAAUUGUGUUUUCACAGCCUGAAAGUGAAGAGGCCAAAGCAUAUCUGAAUGUUGCUGCAGAAGUGGUAAGAAGAUUGCCCCCCCUCUAGAGGGAAUCUGAGAGUGUCCUGGAAAUAGCCUGCUGCUUGACAACAUCACCCAGUAAUCAGCAGUGUCAUGGUGAAAUCUGUAGGAAUAAUAGCAAUCAUGGUUAUUUUCUUGUGUUUCUUAGUUUCAGAUUUGAUUUGCUAAACAAUGCUCACAAAUAAAGUUUUUUAUUAGCGAUAACUGCUACAUUUAGGAUUUUUUUGAAAGCUUCUGUGUACAAGAUCAGCAGAAAUUCAUUUUAUUUUAUUGAACUACUUCAGGGAACAUGAGUUUGUAUUACAAGUCAACCAUGAGUUCAGAAGAAAACUGAAAUCUUUUUACAAGACAUGAAUUUGUCAUUUAAAAGACAUACUUGAUUUCAGAUUGGAAAGAUAGUAAAUGAGUAGGAUGCUUGCCUUACAUGUGGCCAACCCAGAUUCAAAAGCUGGAAACAAAGUUAGUCCCCAGAGCCCUGCCAGGAGUGAUCCCUGAGCACAGGGCCAGGAGUAAACCCUGAGCAUCACCAGGUAUCACCCAAAACCAUAAAUAAAUAAAUAAAUAAAUAAAUGGGAUACUAAAUUUGAGUAAGAACAAUGUUUCCAACAUGCAUUUUAAUCUGGAUUUGGAUCAUACCUCUGAUACUAUCUUGAGUACAUUCUUAAUAGUGUUAAGCUUGGAUUGGGUAUGUAGUUCAACAAUAGAUCACUUAGUGCCUCAUGUGUGUAAGGCCCCGGGUUCCAUCCCCAGUUAUAAAAUUUCAGAACUGGUAAGACUUUGUUAAUUAGUUAAUCCUUAGUUAUAAGGAAGUGAUUCAUGACUUUGGAAAAUGCUUGGAUGUCAUUUUCCCUGUAGUCAAGCAGUCAGAAUGGUAGUAAAUGAGGUAGGAAAUGAGUUAUAUGUCAUUAUAAUGUUUUUAUAUAAUUCUAUUUAUAUGAAAAUUUGUACAUGAAUGUUUACAGCAACUUUACUUUCAGUUGGCCAAAAGCAACCAUGAUUUUUUCAAUAGGGGAAUGGUUAAAUGAGCUAUGGUAAAACCAUAUUUUGAAGUACUACCACUCAGCAAUAAAAAAAGAACAAAUUAUGGCUAUAUGCAGCAACCUGUGGGAAUUCCAGAGAAUUAACCUGGAAUGAAGAAGCCAAUCCCAAAAGGUUAUGUACUAUCUAGUUCUAUUCUUGAAAUAACAAAAUUACGGAAAUAGAAAAUUCGUGGUUUCAAAAGUCUCAGGACCAUCUGAAAAUUUGUGAUUUCCAGUGGCCAAGGAGGGCUUUGGGGUGGAAGGAUUGUUGUGUGGCUCUAAAGCUGGAGGGAUCCUUGUGAUAAUGGAAAUCAUUUGUAUCAUGACUAUAUCCGUGGAUUAAGGUAUUAUAUUACAGUUUUAUGAGAUAUUUCCAUUGGGAUAAGUUGAAAAAAGGGCACAACAAAGACCCUCUAUGUUGUUAUUUCUUAUGAUUGCAUGUGAACCUCCAGUUAUUUAAAAAUAAAAAUUA